ACAACCUUCACCCAUCACAAAAAACCUCUCCUCCUCAUUCCCUUUAUCAUCAUCUCUCUCUAUUCAACUUUCUUUCCUCACCUCCCAUUCAUCUUACUUUUCUUCUUUUAUUCCAUAAACCUAAUUUCUCUUACCUAAUUCUUUUUUUUCCUCUCUUUAUUCUCCAUAUAUUGUUGCUUCUUCUAAUAAUCAAUCUUCUUCUUCUUCCUACCAAACCUUCUUUCUCUUCCUAAUACCCAAAUCAAACAAACAUCAAAUUUCAUGAUUAAGAUUGAAACCCACCAUUAUUAUUCUUCAUGUCUCCUAUAAUCAGUGAAGUUCUCCUUUCUGGGUUCACCAUUAAUUCUGCUCUUCGUCGUCGUACCCAUCUCGUUUUAUCUUUCUCUGUUGUUUUCCUUUACUGGUUCUACAAUUUCUCUUGAACAAUUUUCUUCCCUUCCCAACAUUUUUUUUUCUUCUUUUUAAUCAUAUUAUUAAAUCUAGAUUAAUUGAUUAUCUAACUGAUUAAUGAUGGCUAGUUCAAGUUCGUCGAUCCAACAACAACAAACCCAGAACAAUUCAUCCGGAUCCGAAGCAGACCCGCAACAGAUUAUGGAUCUGAGAAAGAGGAAACGGAUGCAAUCGAACCGCGAAUCAGCUCGACGAUCUCGACUUAGAAAACAAAAACAUCUCGAUGAUUUAACCGCACAGGUUAUCGAGCUUAAAGCCCAGAAUACCAAGAUAUUGUCCGCCAUUAACGCUACAACGCAGCUUUACCUUGAUAUGGAGGCAGAGAACUCUGUUUUUCGAGCACAGUUUGGUGAGCUUAGCAAUCGUCUUCAAUCGCUUAAUGAUAUAGUUAAUUGCUUAAGCAUCACUAACAAUAAUGGUGUAAGAACUGCUACGAACAGUGAAUCUGAUGAUCAAGAGAGUUUUGAAAGCUUUGAUCUGGAUUUUGGUGAUGGGUUUUCAAUGAAUUCAUGGGGGUUUUCGUUUGCUAAUUAUCCUAUAAUGGCUACUCAAGAUGCAUUUAUGUGUUAAUUAAUUAUUAUAAAUCCUCCAUUUAAGUAAAUUAGAGUAUUAUAAUAUAAAUAUUUGUAAUUAAAUUAUGGGUUAAAUCUCAACAACCCAAUAUGAAUCCUCAAUCUUGCCAUUAAUGGAAUUUGUUAUUAUUGUUAUGUGAUGAUAUUUGGUAAGGGGGAUUGUAUGUAUUGGCACUAUUGUUGUGGACUAAAACUUGUAAUGUCAUCAUUAAUUAUCUUAUUAUUAAUAAUUUUUAAUAA
Amaranthus tricolor (Joseph's coat) is the source of this 1262-nucleotide messenger RNA. RefSeq names its product bZIP transcription factor 11-like. Gene Ontology annotation, cellular component: nucleus. The record is from RefSeq and is a predicted model, not a curated record. The transcript has a single exon. Lineage: Eukaryota; Viridiplantae; Streptophyta; Magnoliopsida; Caryophyllales; Amaranthaceae. Gene Ontology annotation, molecular function: DNA-binding transcription factor activity; transcription cis-regulatory region binding. The coding region runs from base 508 to 1020 and encodes 170 amino acids. Gene Ontology annotation, biological process: positive regulation of DNA-templated transcription.